Molecule: messenger RNA, 3494 nt
Organism: Ceratina calcarata
Lineage: Eukaryota; Metazoa; Arthropoda; Insecta; Hymenoptera; Apidae
Product: cytoplasmic aconitate hydratase
Exons: 15
Coding region: 16-2727 (903 amino acids)
Source: RefSeq, a predicted model, not a curated record
UGAUUGCACAUUUUCAUGACAACGCGUACCACUGUUAAAUUAAUUCUCAUCCCGACAACGGAAAAUCCGUACAAGCAUUUAAUCAAGCCCAUUCAAAUUGGAUCCAAGGAGUACAAAUAUUAUGAUAUAACAAAUGUCGGAGGAAAAUAUGACAGAUUACCCUUCUCGAUCAGAGUACUUCUGGAGAGUGCAAUUAGGAAUUGUGACGAAUUCAACGUGAAAAAGUCUGAUGUCGAGAAACUGUUGAACUGGGAAACAACCCAGACUCUUGAAGAUGGAACGGACUUAAAUUUUAAACCAGCCAGGGUAAUACUACAGGAUUUCACUGGAGUACCGGCAGUUGUAGAUUUCGCAGCUAUGAGAGAUGCUGUGAAAAGACUAGAAGGUGAUCCAGAUAAGAUAAACCCUAUCUGUCCGUCGGAUCUUGUUAUUGACCACUCAAUACAAGUUGAUUUUUAUAAAGGCACCGAUGCUUUGAAGAAAAAUGAAGACCUCGAAUUCGACAGGAACAAAGAGAGAUUUAUGUUCUUGAAAUGGGGUGCAAAGGCGUUUCAAAAUAUGUUGAUCAUACCACCGGGAAGCGGCAUAAUACAUCAAGUGAACUUGGAAUAUUUAGCUAGGGUGGUGUUCGAUUCUAAUGACUUGCUGUACCCUGACAGCGUGGUGGGUACAGACUCUCAUACGACCAUGAUCAACGGUCUUGGCGUGCUUGGAUGGGGUGUAGGAGGAAUCGAAGCUGAAGCCGUUAUGUUAGGACAAGCGAUGUCAAUGUUAGUGCCAAAAGUAGUCGGAUACAAAUUAGAGGGAACUCUGAAUCAAUAUGCUACUUCAACAGAUCUAGUUCUUACCAUUACAAAGAAUCUACGACAAAUCGGGGUCGUUGGGAAAUUUGUGGAAUUCUUCGGUUCAGGCGUAUCUCAACUGAGCAUCGCAGAUCGCGCGACAAUAUCGAAUAUGUGCCCGGAGUAUGGUGCCACGAUCGGUUUUUUCCCUGUUGACAAACAGAGUUUAGGAUACUUAAAGCAAACAGGACGAUCCAAUGAACAUAUUGAGAAAAUUGAGAAGUAUCUCACCGCCGUUCGUAUGCUGAGAAAUUACGAUGAUCCGAGCCAAGAUCCAGUCUUCUCCGAAAUCGUUACUUUGGAUUUAGGAACUGUGGUCUCCAGCGUUAGCGGACCUAAAAGACCUCACGAUCGCGUUUCAGUCACCGACAUGAAACAAGACUUCCGUAACUGCCUUACUAACAAGGUAGGAUUUAAGGGGUACGGUUUGUCUCCCGAGAAGAUAAACACCGUAGCUAUGUUUGAAUACGGAGGAAGGGAUUAUAAACUUAAGCACGGUUCCGUGGUUAUUGCCGCAAUUACCAGUUGCACUAACACUAGCAACCCUAGCGUUAUGCUUGGAGCAGGUCUCCUUGCAAAAAAAGCCGUUGAAGCUGGUUUGAGCGUCCAGUGUUACAUCAAAACAUCAUUAUCCCCGGGGUCUGGAGUUGUUACUUAUUAUUUAAAGGAAAGCGGUGUCGUCCCAUAUUUAACAAAAUUAGGAUUUGAAGUUGUCGGUUAUGGAUGUAUGACCUGUAUCGGGAACAGCGGACCCCUUCCAGAUGUUAUAGUCGAAGCGAUCGAAAAGAAUGGACUAGUAUGUUGCGGUGUGUUAUCCGGCAAUCGCAAUUUCGAAGGUAGAAUUCAUCCGAACACGCGGGCUAAUUAUCUGGCGUCGCCGCUAUUAGUGAUCGCAUACGCGAUAGCGGGAACGGUAGACAUAGAUUUCCAGAAGGAACCACUUGGUCAUCGACCGGAUGGGACUCCCGUUUACCUCCAAGAUAUAUGGCCUACCAGGUCGGAAAUUCAAGCUGUAGAACAAAAGUACGUGAUUCCGGCUAUGUUCAAAGAAGUUUAUAGCAAGAUUGAAAGGGGUAGUGAUAGCUGGGCUAAAUUAGUGGCUCCGGAGGGUAAACUGUACCCUUGGGAUACAGAAUCCACGUACAUAAAGAAUCCACCAUAUUUCGAAAAUUUGCAAAAGGAGUUACCGACAUUGAAACCUAUCAUCAAAGCGCGUGUUCUUUUAAACCUUGGUGACUCCGUCACGACAGAUCAUAUUAGCCCAGCUGGUAGCAUCGCCCGCAAUUCUGCUGCGGCGCGCUAUCUCAACAAUCGAGGACUGACUCCGAAAGAGUUCAACUCGUAUGGUUCGCGCAGAGGUAACGAUGCCGUGAUGGUACGAGGCACGUUUGCUAAUAUUCGUUUAGUGAACAAGUUCCUUAAAAAAGCAGGACCACGAACAAUUCACAUUCCCACUAACGAAGAGAUGGACGUUUUCGACGCAGCUGAAAAGUAUGCGAAGACCCAGACGCCUUUAAUAAUUCUUGUCGGGAAAGAAUACGGGUCAGGAUCUUCACGAGAUUGGGCCGCGAAAGGACCGUAUCUCCUUGGGAUUCGAGCAGUUAUAGCUGAGUCAUACGAAAGAAUACACAGGUCGAACUUGGUAGGUAUGGGUAUUAUCCCUCUGCAAUAUCUACCUGGCCAAAACGCGGAGUCCUUAGGAUUGACCGGCUACGAAUUGUACGACAUAAAUUUCCCCGAAAAUUGUCAGCCAGGACAAAACAUUACCGUUACUACUGACGAUGGAAAAAAGUUCGAAGUGCUUGUUAGAUUCGACACCGACGUAGAUAUAACGUAUUUCAAACACGGUGGUAUCUUAAAUUACAUGAUCAGAACAACGCUUUGAUAAGACUACUCGCAAUUCGGUGGAAUGCAAAUAAUUGUAUAAUGUUACUUAACACAAUUACUUAAUUUUGGGUCUGGAUUUCGUAGCAUAUAAUGCCUGAGUUUAUCCAAGUCUUUAUUUAUAGUCACUUUAAGAAACGGUGUAAGAACAAAUACAUUUUGUCAAUUUUUUUAAAUAUAUAUAUAUCUAUCUAUAUAUAUAUAUAUAUUUAUUUUUACGUACGUACUAUUGUUUUAAAAUGUUUUCUUUUUGUAACACAGAUAGAAUUCUAUUUAAAGUGGUACAGUCUAUUAAAGAGUUUAUAGAUGAAAUAUGGUGAAUCACAAGUCUUUUAGAUUUUAUAAUGAUUGUGUUUAAAAAAGAGUCGAGGAUAAAUUACUGUUUGUUAACAUAAUAAAGUGUUAAUGAUGACAUUUUUAAUCUGCAAGAAAAAUUUUCCAUUAUUUUGGAUGAUACAGAGUCGUUUCGUUUGUUUGUAGAUUUUAUUUUGCAUAAUAAAAUUAGUUUCCAAUCGGAUUACAGUUUAUUAUAGAAUAUAAAUCUAUUCUUUAGUGUAGAAUAUGUUCUUGUAAUUAAAUGCCUUAUAGGAAUGUUCCGAGAAUUUGAAUUGAACCAAACAUCGAUAAGUACGCAGUACAAAUGACUACUAUCAAAAUUUAGAGAAUAAACGAGGCUUCUCUUUGUGCCCAUGAAAUAAAACUGCAAACAAAUUAUAACGUUUAUUAUAAAAUGGAAAUAAAUGUUCACAGAGGAAAGAUGUUGAAAUA